Messenger RNA from Papilio machaon (common yellow swallowtail), 3744 nucleotides. It is a transcript of the gene ncm, whose product is annotated as pre-mRNA-splicing factor CWC22 homolog. The record is from RefSeq and is a predicted model, not a curated record. NCBI's taxonomy places the organism in Eukaryota, Metazoa, Arthropoda, Insecta, Lepidoptera, Papilionidae. Bases 146 to 3730 code for a protein of 1194 amino acids. Gene Ontology annotation, cellular component: catalytic step 2 spliceosome. Gene Ontology annotation, biological process: mRNA splicing, via spliceosome. The transcript has 5 exons. Gene Ontology annotation, molecular function: protein binding; RNA binding.
AACUGUUUUGAUCUUGUCUUAAUCACAUUGUACAAUAUAAUUAAAAUUAUUAUAAACAUAAAUACAGUUAACUUAUAUUUAUAACAAUUAUAAAAUAGAUUCAGUUGAAUAAAGUUGACGUUUGAUUAACAGUCUAUACAAAAAAAUGGAGAAUAAGGAAAACAAGAGUAAAAAAGACAAACACGAUGAAAACGAAGAAUAUCGUAGAGAAAAGAGGUCAAAAAGAGCUCGUACACGAUCACGAUCUCGCAGUCGUGAUCGUGAAGUUAAAAAGGAUCGCGAUAGGGACUCGAGACGUAAACGGAGGCAUUCGCGAAGCCCCGAUGCUUCCGAUAAACGUAGAAAUGAAGCAUCGAAAGUUGAUGAAAAGAAGCCACCACCGGAAAAGAAAGCAAAGGAUACUGAUAUGUUAAACACAAGAACCGGCGGCGCUUAUAUUCCGCCGGCUCGUCUUCGAAUGAUGCAAGCUCAAAUAACUGACAAAUCUUCUAUGGCGUAUCAGAGGUUAGCUUGGGAGGCACUUAAAAAGUCAAUACACGGCCACAUCAACAAAAUCAACGUUGGCAAUAUCGGGAUAAUUAUAAAAGAGUUGCUGAAGGAAAAUAUUGUCCGUGGACGUGGUUUAUUGUGUCGAUCUGUCAUCCAGGCGCAGGCCGCUUCCCCGACAUUCACAAAUGUUUACGCUGCCUUGGUCGCGGCGGUGAACUCUCGGUUUCCUAACAUUGGCGAGCUACUACUAAAAAGGUUGGUUAUACAGUUCAAAAGAGGUUUUAAGAGAAAUGAUAAGGCUAUAUGUAUAUCAUCUGCAUCUUUCAUUGCUCAUCUUGUUAACCAAAGGGUUGCUCAUGAGAUCCUUGCAUUAGAGUUGUUAACAUUACUUGUUGAGACUCCAACUGAUGACUCUGUUGAAGUAGCUAUAGCAUUCCUUAAGGAAUGUGGACAAAAACUAACCGAGGUAUCUUCAAAAGGAGUUAAUGCUAUAUUUGAGAUGUUGAGGAAUAUUCUGCAUGAGGGGCAACUGGAUAAGAGAGUGCAGUACAUGAUUGAAGUGAUGUUUCAAGUUUGGAAAGAUGGUUUCAAAGAUCAUCCCGCAUUGAUUGAAGAGUUGGAGCUGGUGCCUGAAGAGGAGCAGUUCACACAUUUGUUGAUGUUAGAUGAUGCCACUGAUCCACAGGAUAUCCUGAAUGUAUUCAAGUUAGAUGAAAAAUAUGAGGAAAAUGAACAGAAGUACAAAACUUUGAGCAAAGAUAUCCUAGGCUCUGAUGCUGAGUCUGGGGAGGAGGAUGGCUCUGGUGAGUCAGGCAGCGAUGAGUCUGGUGAAGAUGAAGAAGACGAAAAGAAGGAAAUGAUGAUAAUAGAUAAUACUGAAACCAAUCUUGUGGCCCUACGUCGCACUAUCUAUCUGACUAUAAACUCCAGUUUAGACUUUGAGGAAUGCGCUCACAAGUUGAUGAAAAUGCAGCUUAAGCCUGGACAAGAGGUUGAACUGUGUCACAUGUUCCUUGACUGUUGUGCAGAGCAGAGAACAUACGAGAAGUUUUACGGUUUAUUAGCACAAAGAUUUUGUAACAUUAACAGGAUGUACAUCGGUCCAUUUGAGGAAAUCUUCAAAGAUUCAUAUUCUACUGCACAUAGAUUGGACACAAAUCGUCUGAGAAAUGUAAGCAAGUUCUUUGCGCAUCUGUUGUUUACGGAUUCAAUCAGCUGGGAGGUGAUGGAAUGCGUUCGUCUGAAUGAAGAGGAUACAACAAGUUCCAGUCGUAUUUACAUCAAGAUAUUGUUCCAAGAGCUGGCAGAGUACAUGGGAUUGAAGAAAUUGAAUGAACGCCUCAAAGACCCGACAUUACAAGAGGCCUUCAGUGGACUCUUCCCGCGUGACAACCCGAAGAAUACGCGCUUCUCUAUAAAUUUUUUCACUUCUAUAGGUCUAGGAGGGCUCACGGAUGAACUUCGGGAACAUUUGAAACAAAUGCCUAAGAAUGUUCCCGCUCCAAUAACAAAUAUCACGGUAGAUUCCAGUUCCAGUAGUUCCAGUUCUAGUUCCAGCAGUUCUGAUUCUUCAUCUAGUGACUCCAGCUCUAGUGAUUCAUCUGAAGAAGAUACGACUAAUAAGAAAAAGAAGACUGAAGCUGACAAAAAGAAGAAAUCUAAAGGAAAGAAAAAACAAUCAUCUCAACCUAAUGAAGAGGAACCAAAGGAAAAAGAUAAAGAAGAAGCGCCUGAGAGGUGGGGCCACGAUGGUUUUUACGAUACUUAUGGACAAGAUGCUCGUAGAAUGAAUUCUAGGCCCGAAAGAUCGGAAAGAGACAUUUUUGCUAGACCAAAUGGAGGAUCGCGAAGAAAUGAUAACAGGGAUGACUUCAGAAAUGGAGAUACUGAUGGUGAUGACAGGCGGCGGAGCAGUAGAAGAGAAGAUGAUAAACAAGAUAACUACAGAAGAAAUAGAGACGAGAAUGAAAGAAGUAGAGACCGUGAAGAGAAUAGAAGAGAAAGAGAUCACGAAAGUGAUAGACGUAGAAAUCACAAGGAAAAUGAUAUCCGUAAUGGAGACCGAGAUAGUAGAAGUGAUAGAAGAUAUGAUAAUAAAGAAACCAGCAGAAGUGAUCGAGAAGAUAUAAGUUCUAAACGACAUCAUAAGGAUGAAGAACAUAGGAGAUAUCGCGAAAGCGAAACGGAUAAGAGAAUACAAAGAGACGAAGAUACUGACAGAAGAAAGCAGAGGCAAAGAGACGAGAUAGAAGCAGACAAAGACAAUAGAAAAGAAAGAGAUGGAGAAAAUACUGACAAAGAUAAAAGACGACAAAGGGAUAGAAAUGACGUGGAUGAAGCUCAAAGAAGAGAAAGGGACCGUGAUGAUUCAGACAGACAUAAAAGAAAACAAAGAGGUGAAGAAGAAAGCGAUCGCGAUAAAAGGAAACCGCGACAUGAGGAAGAAUCUGAGAGAAGUAGGACAAGACAAAAGAGAGAUGAAAACAAUUAUAAAGAUACAGAGAGAGAAAGAGAAGACCAACAUACUGACAGGGAUAAGAAAAGAGAAAAAAAUAAAGAAGACACGAACAGAGACAACCGAAAACAGCGAGACAAUGAAUAUACUGACAGAGAUAAUAGGAAACAAAGAGAUGAAGAUGAUACUGUUACCAAUAAGGAUUCAAGAAAGUUAAGCCGGAGUGAGAAAGAAAAAGAUUACGAUAAGAGCUACAAAAAAAAUGAGGAGAAUAUACAAUCGAAUAGAAUAGAAAAGAACGAGCAACGUUCUAAAGAAACAGUUGACACAUCCUGUGAUCGUUUAAAUAGAAAUAUUAAGUCCAAAGUUACCACAGUCAGUAAGGAAGAAUCAGAGAAAAACAAAACCAAUGAAGAACAUAAAAGCAGAGGUAAGAAUGAAAGAGAGAAAGAUAACAGAAAUGAAACGAAAACUAAGAGUAAAAAGAGAGACGUCAGCAGCAGCAGCAGCAGCAGUAGUAGCAGCAGUGACAGUAGCAGUAGCAGUAGCGAAGAAGAAGAACCCAAACGAACAAACAGAAACAAAAAGAAGAAUAACAAAGAAGGCAAGCAUAAAAAGGAUACCGGAAGUAAGAAAAGUAAAGACAGAAAAAAGAUUAAAGAUAGCAGUAGCAGUGACAGUAGUAGCGAAAGUGACGAUGAAAAAGAAAAAGAAAAAAAUAAACUGGGCGGCAGAUACUGGAAUACUUUUGACAUUGAAACCAAUGCCGCAGUUACAUCCAAAUAAAUCGAAGUAAAUAC